Messenger RNA from Dipodomys ordii (Ord's kangaroo rat), 951 nucleotides. Its product is annotated as olfactory receptor 14I1-like. The coding region runs from base 1 to 951 and encodes 316 amino acids. Gene Ontology annotation, molecular function: odorant binding; G protein-coupled receptor activity; olfactory receptor activity. The record is from RefSeq and is a predicted model, not a curated record. NCBI's taxonomy places the organism in Eukaryota, Metazoa, Chordata, Mammalia, Rodentia, Heteromyidae. Gene Ontology annotation, biological process: G protein-coupled receptor signaling pathway. Gene Ontology annotation, cellular component: membrane. The transcript has a single exon.
AUGGACAAUAUCACCUUCUUCACAGAAUUCCUCCUCAUGGAUGUCUCCAACUCCAGAGAGCUCCAACUUUUGCAAAGUCUACUAUUCUUAGUCAUUUAUCUGGGAGCACUAAUUGGGAAUCUUAUGACUAUUAUUCUAAUUGUGACAGACAACCAUCUCCAUUCUCCAAUGUACUUUUUUGUAAGUAAUUUGUCCUUCAUAGACCUCUGUAGCAUCUCAGUUAUUGUUCCCAAAUCCAUAGUGAAUUCCAUGACAGGCAAUAAGACAAUCACCCUGACAGAAUGUGCUGCUCAGGUUUUCCUGUUUAUAUUCCUUGCAUGUACAGAGCUUGCCUUCCUUGUGGUCAUGGUCUAUGAUCGCUAUGUUGCCAUCUGCCGCCCUCUGCACUACGGACUCAUUGUCACCCCGAGGAUGUGUGCCCAGGCAGCAGGUGGCUCCUGGGCCUCUGGUCUGGUCUAUUCUACUGUCCACACCUAUGCCAUGUUCAGGCUUCCAUUUACAAAGACCAAUGUGAUCCAGCAAUUUUUCUGUGAGAUACCUCAAAUUUUGAGAAUAUCAACUUCAAGUGUUCUGUUUUCUGAAUCUAUAAUCACUACUGUUAGUGUUUGCCUCGUCUUAGGAUGUUUCGUCUUUAUGCUUACAUCAUACAUCAAUAUAUUUUCAACUGUGCUGAAGAUACAUUCCAUAGAAGCCCAGAACAAAGCUUUCUCCACCUGUUCCCCACAGCUGGCAAUUCUCCUUUUGUUUAUAAUUUCAGGGUCUGUGGCUUCCUUAGGUCCUAUUGCAAAUAAAGCAUCCAUUCAAAAUCUGCUGACAGCCAUGUUCUACACCAUGGUGCCCCCAUUCACAAACCCUAUCAUCUACAGUCUCCGUAACAGGGAGAUUAACUCGGCUCUAAGCAGAAUGCUCACUAAGUAUUCUCAGUUUCCAGUCAAUGAUUUUCUUUACUAA